AUGCCUGGCCCCCAGGGGGGCGGAGGAGCCCCCACCAUGAGCCUGGGCAAGCUCUCGCCCGUGGGCUGGGUGUCCAGCUCCCAGGGAAAGAGGCGGCUCACUGCAGACAUGAUCAGCCCCCCGCUCGGGGACUUCCGCCACACCAUGCACGUGGGCCGAGGCGGGGACGUCUUCGGUGACACCUCCUUCCUCAGCAACCAUGGUGGCAGCUCUGGGGGCACCCACCGCUCACCGCGCAGCUUCCUAGCCAGAAAGCUCCAGCAGGUGCGGAGGGUUGGGGUGCCACCCCGAAGGAUGGCAUCCCCUCCAGCGCCCUCGCCGGCUCCCCCUGCCAUCUCCCCCAUCAUCAAGAACGCCAUCUCCCUGCCCCAGCUCAACCAGGCCACCUACGACAGCCUGGUGGUGGGCAAGCUCAGCUUCGAUGGCAGCCCCACGGGCUCCGCAGAUGGCCGCUCCAGUUACGGCCUGGACUCGGGAUUCUGCACCAUCUCCCGUCUGCCCCGCCUGGAAAAGCCCAGCAACCCAGACCGAGACCGAGACAGCUCCUUCCCCGCUGAGCCUGAGCUUCGCCGCUCUGACUCCCUCUUGUCCUUCCGCCUUGACCUUGACCUUGGGCCCUCUCUCCUCAGUGAGCUUCUAGGGGUCAUGAGCCUCUCCGAUUCCCCUGCAGCUGAGACCCCAGGCGCUGCCACAAGCCCCGCAGGACCUGCCACAAACCCUCCAGGCGCUGCCACAAAGCCCCCAGAACCUGCCACAAACCCCCCAGCACCUGCCACAAACCCCCCAGCACCUAACCCCACUGUAAGUCCUCUGUCUCAUGGACAUUUCCCCAAUGGGGUGACUGCUAAGCUGGGCCCAGUGGCUGAAGUGAGGGCCAACCCACUGGGAGAGGGUCCCCGGGGACCUGCCGACAUGGCCCUGGGCAGGCGUUGGGGAGCGGGAUGGGGGGGCAGCCGCCACUACACCGAAAUGGAUGCCCGCCGGGAGCUGGUGGAGGUGCUGCCCCAGGCCCGGGGCUCCUGGGAGAGCCUAGAGGAGGAGUGGAGGGCCCCCGUGCCCAGCACAGUACAGGCCCACACCUUUGCGUUUGCAGAUGCUGAGGAGGAUGACGAGGUCAAGGUGUGAAUGCAGGUCGAGGGCUUGGGGACCUCAUGGAGAGCCGGGGGCAGACCAGCCCCUGGCCUACCAGAGUUGGCUCCUGCCAGACAAGAUGGGGGAACCCACGUCCCCCUAAACCCCUGCAGGUCUCUGCAGGGCAGACAUGGGAGAGAGGACAGGAGACCCACUUUGUCGUGGGACCUGGGUCCCCAGCGGCCAUGCUGAGCUAAUAGGCCUCCCUUAGGCCCCACCC
This is a messenger RNA of Marmota flaviventris (yellow-bellied marmot), 1351 nucleotides long. It is a transcript of the gene Cdc42ep1, whose product is annotated as CDC42 effector protein 1. Gene Ontology annotation, cellular component: plasma membrane; cytoskeleton; cytoplasm. The record is from RefSeq and is a predicted model, not a curated record. Lineage: Eukaryota; Metazoa; Chordata; Mammalia; Rodentia; Sciuridae. Gene Ontology annotation, molecular function: small GTPase binding. Gene Ontology annotation, biological process: positive regulation of pseudopodium assembly; regulation of cell shape; Rho protein signal transduction.